This is a messenger RNA of Varanus komodoensis (Komodo dragon), 2740 nucleotides long. It is a transcript of the gene ANGPT2, whose product is annotated as angiopoietin 2. NCBI's taxonomy places the organism in Eukaryota, Metazoa, Chordata, Lepidosauria, Squamata, Varanidae. The transcript is spliced from 9 exons. Bases 313 to 1815 code for a protein of 500 amino acids. Gene Ontology annotation, biological process: angiogenesis; Tie signaling pathway. Gene Ontology annotation, molecular function: receptor tyrosine kinase binding. The record is from RefSeq and is a predicted model, not a curated record.
AGUGAUUUUAGCAGCACAUGUUUGAGUUCUCUUACCAACACAUCUGCAGAGAGGGCAAGAAUAAUUUUGGACAGCAACGUAUUGUAUGUGCUUUACAAAGGGAAACCAUGCCAUCUGAAAAUGGAAAAAAACGGAUUUAGCAGAAGCUGAGGGAAAUCUGCAUGUGACAGUUUGGGACUUUUUAAGCUACGCUUGGGACACAAGGAAUUGCAACUCAUUCCUCAGAUUCACAUAUGUCAUUGGGGCACCAACUGCUGGAAGAGGCUAUCAAGCUAAUCUGAGCUCUUUUAACAGCAUUCCGUCUGCUGAUUUAUGAAAAACAAAAUGUGGCUGCCUGUUUAUUUUAUUUUGAGCUGCAAUCUUGUUCUCGUUUCAGGAUACAACUCCUUUCGGAAAAGUAUAGAGACUCUAGGCAAGAAGCAGUAUCAAGUACAGCAUGGAUUGUGUAGCUAUACUUUUCUUUUGCCUGAGAUGGACAAUUGCAGAUCUUCAUCUACCCCCUACGUUUCCAAUGCAGUGCAGAGGGAUGCACCCUUAGAUUAUGAUGAUUCUAUACAAAGGCUUCAGCUGCUCGAAAACAUCCUGGAAAACAACACUCAGUGGCUAAUGAAGCUCGAAAAUUAUAUCCAAGAUAACAUGAAAAAAGAAAUGGUGGAGAUCCAGCAGAAUGCAGUGCAGAACCAGACGGCUGUAAUGAUUGAAAUAGGCACUAACCUAUUAAAUCAAACAGCUGAACAGACACGAAAAUUAACAGAUGUUGAAGCGCAUGUACUGAAUCAGACAACAAGACUUGAGCUUCAGCUUCUAGCACAUUCCCUUUCAACAAAUAAGCUAGAAAGGCAGAUUUCAGACCAGACCAGUGAGAUGGGUAAACUGCAGGAAAAAAACAGCCUUUUAGAAAAAAAAGUCCUCGAAAUGGAAGACAAGCACACUCUCCAGCUACAAUCAAUAAAAGACGAGAAAGAAACACUGCAGUCACUGGUUUCCAGACAGAAUUCCAUAAUAGAAGCUUUAGAGAAGCAGCUGGUCACUGCCACGGCUAAUAACUCAUACCUGCAGAAACAGCAGCAUGAUCUGAGGGAGACUGUGCAGAACCUAUUUUCUAUGAUCGCCACACCAAAUCCAUCCAGUAAUGCAUUAGUGGCUGGAGAAGAACAAAUUCAUUUACAAGAUUGUGCUGAAGCAUUCAAAUCAGGACUUACAACAAAUGGAGUCUACACAUUAACAGUGCCUAACACAGGAGAGGAAAAAAAGGCAUAUUGUGAUAUGGAAACCAGUGGAGGAGGUUGGACAGUUAUUCAACGGCGCUCAGAUGGCACUGUAGACUUUGACCGAACAUGGAUUGAGUACAAAAUGGGAUUUGGGAAUCCUUCUGGGGAGUACUGGCUGGGAAAUGAGCUGGUUUCGCAAGUAACCAACCAGAAGCAGUAUGUUCUUAAAAUACAUUUGAAAGACUGGGAAGGAAAUGAGGCAUAUUCCUUAUAUGAACAUUUCUAUCUAGCAAGUGAAGAAUUAAAAUACAGGAUCUACCUUAAAGGACUUACGGGUACAGCCGGCAAAAUAAGCAGCAUAAGCCAACCAGGAAAUGGUUUUAGCACAAAGGAUGCAGACAAUGACAAAUGCAUCUGCAAAUGCUCGCAAAUGCUAACAGGAGGUUGGUGGUUUGAUGCAUGUGGUCCUUCCAAUCUGAAUGGCCUCUACUAUCCAUUGCGACAGAAUACAAACAAAUUUAAAGGGAUUAAGUGGUACUACUGGAAAGGAUCGGGGUAUUCUCUCAAGGCCACAACUAUGAUGAUCAGACCAGCAGAUUUCUAAAAGCUUUUGCACUCUGCAUUAAAGGGCAUAUUGAAAUAAUUUUUAAGACGCUUCAUUUGAUAAGUAUUUAAAACCAAAGAUACAGCUGGACUGGUUUUCCUGCCUGCAUGUGCACCUUUGUUGGAAGAAAGGUGGGAUAUAAAUUAAAUAUGGAUCUUGCAGGAAUCAACUUGCUUUGAGUCAUGAUUUCAACUGCUACUAAACUUCAUCACAGCUAAACCUCUAGCAAGAAGAGAUAUCAGUUGCAACAAUGAUUUGCCAAAAGAGAAACUCAGAAAGAAUUUAAAGACUGUUGCCUUGAACAUUUAUAAUGUGUGCACGUAACUGGAACUGUGAAAUACUUCAUAAAAUUACUAAAGCUUCGGAACCAAUAUUUUAUGCCUUAUUACUGAACUCUAAUGGCUACCUUAAAACAAAAUCACCCCUUUGUAAACUAUAUUGUAUUCCUAUAACAUGCCAUGUUUGUAAUUAUGUACAUAAUGUUAUUUUGUAAUUAAUUCUUGUACUCAAAUUCUUACCAUUAGUAAUAACUCAUUCAGGGAAGUUUGGUAGCACAUGCUAGUAUAUUUAAUAAGGUUUUGUAAAAAUAGUUCUGUGCUUCACCUCUUUUAAAAGUUCAGUACUAAGUGUAUAAUAGUAAACUACUAUUUCUUUUUCUUAAAAUGUCAGGUAUUUGUAUCAGUAUUUUAAAAAUCAAAAUAUCCCUGAAGCUUAUAGAGUUGUAUUAUUACAAUAUAAUUUGUAAUAAUUACAAUAUAAUUUGUAAGAAAAUUGCACUAUUCAUUCCUAUUUCUUCUAUGUUAAAAUAAUACUUGCUAAUUAAAAAAUUUCAGUAUUUUGGAUAGAUUUGGAAAACAAACUCCUGCCUUCUCUAGCUAAGAUUUAGCUAUUGUGUAGAAGUUUGGAAGUCUGUAUUAAUUAAUGU